Esox lucius (northern pike) is the source of this 1581-nucleotide messenger RNA. RefSeq names its product low affinity immunoglobulin gamma Fc region receptor II-b-like. The record is from RefSeq and is a predicted model, not a curated record. Gene Ontology annotation, molecular function: transmembrane signaling receptor activity. The transcript has 14 exons. Gene Ontology annotation, biological process: cell surface receptor signaling pathway. NCBI's taxonomy places the organism in Eukaryota, Metazoa, Chordata, Actinopteri, Esociformes, Esocidae. Bases 367 to 1500 code for a protein of 377 amino acids.
UACUGGCUCUACGUUCUACUCCUACUGAAUACCCUCCUUUACUGUGGUCACUCUCAAGGUAAACUAAAGCCUGUAGUGACACUAAAGCCCAACAGUCCAAUAUUCAGAGGAGAGACUGUCACUAUCAGAUGUAUCAUAGAAGGAGGAGACUCUGACUGGGAGUAUGACUUUAUUAAGAAUGGUCAGUCAGUUUACUCUGACACAAAGCUUGAGUACAGAAUCAGUCCUGUCUACACAUCUCACAGUGGUGAAUACCGUUGUAUCAGAAAACACAGAAAAGUCCAAAAUGAUUCUGAGUGGAGUGAUGUGGUCAAACUGAAAGUGUUUGAUCAAUCCAAGGCUGUCCUGAGUAUCUCUCCUCAGUGGAUGAACCCUGGAGACUCAGUGACUCUGAUCUGUGAAGUUAAAGAGUCGUCUACAGGCUGGAGGUUCUCCUGGUACAAGACUGUUCUCUACAGAGCUGGGUUACCCUCUCUAUUGGACAAGUCCUACUCUGUAGAGCCCCUAUCUGGAAAUGAGACUACUAAAGAGUCUUACACUCUGAGUCCUGCUGGUCCUACUGACACAGGAGGAUAUGUGUGUAGAGCUGGGAGAGGAGAUCCAGUCUUUUACACAAACUACAGUGAACCUCAGUUUCUCUGGUCAGGAGACACAGAGGACAGUGGAGUGUACUGGUGUGAGUCUGGAUCAGGACAGUACAGUAAUGCUGUCAACAUCACAGUGUCUGGUGGUGAUGUGAUCCUGGAGAGCCCUGUCCAUCCUGUGACUGAAGGAGACUCUUUGACUCUUCUCUGUACACAUAGAAAUCAACCACACACUAACACCAAGGCUGAUUUCUACAAAGAUGGAGUACUCAUCAGUAAUGACUCCAUACAAGAGAUGACCAUCCCUACAGUAUCUAAGUCAGAUGAAGGUUUCUAUAAAUGUAAAUCUGAUCAAAUAGAAUCUCCUGAAAGCUGGGUGACAGUGAGAGUUCCUGGUUCCUCUACAUCAGUCCUAGUAGAAGUGAUUGUGGGUCUGGUUGUUGCUGUUGUUCUACUGACCAUCUUCUUGGUCCUGCUUUGUCAAUAUAAACACAACAAAGGUUUCUGUUCUAACAGAAUAUUCUGGCCCAUCCAUCCCCAGAGCACCAACCAGGACCCCCAACAGGACCAAGGAUCUACCCAGGUUCAGUCUCCUGAUGCUGGAUAUACAGAUUCUGCUGGUGUUUCUGCUGACGGGUCAAGUGAUGUGACAUAUGCCCAGAUUCAACUCAACAAGAUGGACAAGAAACAAAAAGAAAAGCCAGCUGAUCCAAAUGAAAAUCCUGUCUACUCUGAGAUGAAGACAGUGAAAACUGCAGCAUCGUCUGGGCCAGUUGAUGUAACCUAUUCUGAGACUGACCUAAAAAAGAUGGUCAAAACCCAGAAGAAGAAAAAAUCAACAUCCCUGCUAGAGUCAGAAUCAGUUUAUUCUCCAAUAAAGACACAGUCCUUGAGGGAGAUGAACACAAUCAGUUGAGGAACAGGAACAACCAGGGAACAUGGAUGUGGUUUUUGUACACACAUUGGCCCUCAUUUAUCAAAAGUGCGUAACCACGGU